Capsella rubella is the source of this 2031-nucleotide messenger RNA. RefSeq lists its product as uncharacterized. The record is from RefSeq and is a predicted model, not a curated record. NCBI's taxonomy places the organism in Eukaryota, Viridiplantae, Streptophyta, Magnoliopsida, Brassicales, Brassicaceae. Bases 1 to 2031 code for a protein of 676 amino acids. The transcript is spliced from 2 exons.
AUGUCUCAGCAACUCGGCCCUGUUGACUCACGUCCAAACGAGGAGCCCGACGAAGAGCCCCUUACUAACGACUCGACCUUCAACGAAAGGAUCGAGGAAGAAGUCCGUCAAAUGGAUCUCCCGGCACCAGUCGAAACCACCGAGCGUCCUCAAACUGGCGAAGUGGAAGGCAAUACGACCGCCCCUCGAAGGUCCGAAGCGUCCAGCCAACCUGCGGACACGCCCAGUUCCGGUCGAAAUCGGGAUCUGGAAGAUCUGUACGCAAGGAUAGCCGACAUAAACUCUCAGGUCCAUCGGGUCUCCAGUUCGGCCCCUGAAAUCGACCGUAUGUUCGAAGAGACACAGCGAACUCCCUUCACGAGCCGCAUCACUCAAGCCCGAAUUCCGCAUAUCAAAUUGAGGCUGCCGACGUACGACGGGGAUAAGGAUCCACGUACCUUUAUGACGGCGUUCAUGGCCGCAGUCACAAAAGCACACUUUUCCGACGAGGAGAAGGAUACAGGGCAUUGCCAGUUAUUCGUCGAAAGUCUGACCGGCAAUGCACUCACCUGGUUUUCUCGGCUUAGCCCGAAUUCGAUCGAUAACUUCGCCCAGCUAUCGACCUCGUUCCUCCGGCAUUACCGACAUUUCAUACAACCUGGAGCAUCCAGCAUCGAUCUCUGGGACACAACUCAGAAAGUCGGCGAAACUCUGCAGCAGUACUUGGUACGAUUCAAGAAUUUGCUGGCCAAAGUAUCAGUCCCAGAGGAUGCCGCUUUGGCCGCAUUCCGCAAGGGGCUCGUUCCAGGAUCGUCCCUGCGAAAAGACUUGGCCAUCCGUGAUCCGAAAGAUCUCGACGACGCGCUACAUCGUGCGUCCAGAUACACACUUUUUGAAGAAGAAUAUGCCAAACUAGCAGCGAAGUCUGGGGCAAACCGUCCUACACCCCAAGACCGAAAACGUGAAAACUAUCGGGAAUCACGUAAGCACUAUGAGGGAAAGGACGCUUCGCGCGGCGAAAUUAGUGCGAUCUCAGAAGAAGCCAGUAACCAAAAAACGUCGUCCAAAGAAGCAUACUGCACUUUCCAUAAGUUCGCCGGACAUUCAACCGAAGAGUGCAAGCAUCUCUCUAACUAUCUCCUCGAUAAAUACAAGUCCGGCGAAAUAGAAGCGGUAUUCCAGCCCAAAGAAUACAGAGGACAACGACCUGACGGAAGGCGCGGGCGCGGUCGAGGCCGAGGCCAGGGGACACGACAAUACCGAGAUGACGGCCCCGAUCGGCGAGAUCGGUCUGAUAAGAGGCGAAGUCCCGAUCGGCGAGAUCGGUCUGAUGAGAGGCGAAGUCCCGAUCGGCAUAACGAUGAAGGGGGAGAACUGCCGGGACCACCGAAAAGACAGAGAGGGCAACGACCGCAGCGUGCUGGCUCACCGGCUCGCGGACGGAUAACCAUGAUACUGGGGACGCCUGAGGACUGCAACGACUCGGUCCGGGCACUCAAAAAGAGAGCCAGACAGGUGUGCAGCUUGCAUGUCGCACCGGAAGACUCAGUGGCAGCUGGCGAACUUAUCACAUUCUCUUCCGACGAUGCCAAGGGAAUACAACACCCCCAUAACGACUCUAUAGUCGUGGAAGUAACCAUGGGAAAUUACGAUGUGGAACGCGUUUUAAUCGAUACCGGCAGUACCGUCAACGUGCUAUUCUUAGGCACCCUAGCCAAGAUGGGGAUCUCAGAAUCCGAAAUAAAACCGAAAGCUCGAACGCUAACCGGUUACGACGGUACGACCCGUCUCGCGAUGGGGGACAUCAAAAUCGAAGUGAAGGUUGGAGUAGUGGCAAAAAAGCUCAAGUUAACGGUAGUUGACGCCCCACUGAUCUAUAAUGCGAUACUCGGCUCCACUUGGAUUUAUGCCAUGAGAGCCAUUCAUUAUGUUUAUCAUCUGUGCGUGAAGUUUCCUACGCCAACCGGAAUCUACAUCUUGUACGGCGACCAGAAAAUGUCGCGGAACUGCUGCAUCAUCGAAAAGAAACAGAGAAGGGACGACCUCGCAUAG